AUGGCGCCGAGCCACAGCAAGCGAGCGCGAAGCGAAAGCUCUAGCUCUAGCGUGUCUAAUUUUGAACCAGAGAGCAGCAGCAACGACGAGUCUAGCUCGGUAUGGCCACCCCCUGCGAAGAUUCGGACCAAAACAAAACGUGUUCCAGUUAGCAAGGAGGAAACUGCAGCUCUGGGCAAAGGAAUCCGACCAAUGCAAAACUUUCGUGGCUGUGAUUGUAAGGCGCAGAUUAUUGCAACGCUGAAGCGCAUCAAGGUUGCGGAGAACCAGUUUGGCUUUGCUGUUUACGUCACGAAGCAGCACACGACGCACACUCAUCCAUUAAACGGAGACGCUUGGAGGGCGUAUGCUGAGAACCGACGUGUCGAGGACCCGGAAAUCAUCGAGAUGGUUCGAAAGUUUGUUGCAGUGGACUCUAAGUUUGGCAAAAUCCAUCGCUAUGUGAUUGACAGCACUGUGGUUCAAGCAGAUCAAAAGUACGCUCGCAAGAUUGAUUUCAAGGACAAGCAACGUGAGAAGAGGAAGAAGGAAGUACAGCCAGAUACCGAGGGCGUAGCGGAAGAUGGCGUGGAGGAUAUUCAUCCGUUCGUGAAGCACGCUGAGUACGAUGAGGAGAUGAACCGGUUACUGAACAAGACCACUGACCACGCAGCAGAGCUAGUUUUUCCUGGAUACGCGUACGCAACCAAACUGUACGCAGCUCUUGAAGCAUUUCUAGGCAUCAUCGAGGCAUCAGGUGUACCGCUCAUUAGCGAAGCACCGUGGACACAGCGUAAGGACAGUAAUUGCAGUGAUACUGGCAUUCAAAAGUGCGGGAGUGAUGAAGAUGAAAGGGUUCCAGAAACGCAGCCAACCAAACCUGACGAAUCCAGGCAAAAGCCUGUGGCCGUACGUGUAGAUGAACCCGUGACCGCACCCACGGAUACAAUUCCUGCACCGGAAGGCCCCACUGAAGAACCCACUGCAACUUUGAUUUCGGCACCAUUUAAGUUGAACAGGAAAGUUAAGGUGAGCGGCCGGCCAAAGACGACAAAGGCCACCCGAGCGUGGUACCCUAAGCAAGCAAAGCCGUCUACGUCAAAAAUCAUUUCGCUGGAGUACGAGAGCUCUGAAGAAUCCGACAACUGCAUGACUUUUGAGCAGUACAAACCUGGACCAAUGUCAUUUGAACUCGUCUGUGAUGCUCCAUACGAACUAUUCACGUACAAUGACAAGCGCAUCGAUCUGUCUUCUGAAAGUGGCCUAGUUGUCAAAUUUCACCCGAGCCUUGAUGAGAACGCGACGCUGUAUUCGGAAUCGAUUAUUGAUACCAUGGCACGUUUUCAUGAGAAGCGCAAUUUUUUAAAGAACGUGGAUGCUUGCUUGAAAUGGAUUGUGGCUCAGGCACAAAGGCGAUCAGUGGCUGUAGACCGUGUCGAUGAAAUAACCUCGGCUCUGCGAGAGGCAUCUGUGUAUGCUUUGAUAAAGAUCCGCGACGAAGAGGUGUGUUUCGUAUACGAGCUUCUGGCGUUUCGCAGCAAGGAGUGGCUUAAUGACAUGUGCAUUCGACUUGCUAUACAAGUGAUGACUCAAGAUCGAAGUGAUAUCGUGUACGUGGAUGGCGCCAUGUUUGAACACAUCCAGCCUCAGGAGAUUCAUCUGAACGAGAGGCUCUGUGAUGUAUUUGAUCGGCAAUCGGACUACACAAUCAAGAAAGCCGACAAUAUCCGCCAAGAAGACGGGCAUAACUGUGGAAUCAUCGUCAUUUACUACAUGGAAAGCUACAUCAGCACCCGCAUCGUAACGAAUCCAAAUCAAGUUUUGCUUCAGAGUAUUCGACUAGCAUACUUUGUCCAAGGUCUCCGUCGACUCUAUCCCGACAAAGACCUUCGCUUUUUUGGCUAG
Messenger RNA from Phytophthora infestans T30-4, 1884 nucleotides. RefSeq lists its product as uncharacterized. The record is from RefSeq and is a predicted model, not a curated record. The transcript is spliced from 10 exons. The coding region runs from base 1 to 1884 and encodes 627 amino acids. NCBI's taxonomy places the organism in Eukaryota, Oomycota, Peronosporomycetes, Peronosporales, Peronosporaceae.